Molecule: messenger RNA, 10279 nt
Organism: Microtus oregoni (creeping vole)
Lineage: Eukaryota; Metazoa; Chordata; Mammalia; Rodentia; Cricetidae
Gene: Prex2
Product: phosphatidylinositol-3,4,5-trisphosphate dependent Rac exchange factor 2
Exons: 40
Coding region: 361-5157 (1598 amino acids)
Biological process (GO): intracellular signal transduction
Molecular function (GO): protein binding; guanyl-nucleotide exchange factor activity
Source: RefSeq, a predicted model, not a curated record
CCUGAGAUUUGGCUAAGGGUAAAGGGUCGGAGUCACAUGGAUUGAAACAUUUGAUUGAUGUCCAAGUCACCGCUGUGACUGCCGGAGCCGCCUCCCCUCGGGUUGGGGCCGCGUGAGGCCAGAGCGGCGGGCCGGGCCGGGAUCCGGCUCUCCCGGGAGUGUCCUGCUCCGAGUCCCGCGCCUCCCGCGCGCGUGUCGCAGCUCGAGCAGCCUCCUCUGCCCACGCCCCGGCCUCGGGCCAACAUGUGAAGCUGCGCGUCCCGCUCAGACUCCGCGGAGGCGGCAACUUUGAGGGCAGCAGAGGCGGCAGCAGGCGCGGGGCAGCGCACUUGCCCCCAGCCCCGCGCCCGGCCGGCCACCAUGAGCGACGAGAGUGCCAAGGACGCGGACAAGCAGCUUCGUCUGCGCGUGUGCGUGCUCAGUGAGCUGCAGAAGACCGAGCGCGACUACGUGGGCACGCUGGAGUUCCUGGUGUCGGCCUUCUUGCACCGAAUGAGCCAGUGUGCAGCAGCAAAGGUUGACAAGAAUGUGACAGAGGAAACGGUGAAGAUGCUGUUCUCCAAUAUCGAGGAGAUCCUUGCUGUCCAUAAGGAGUUCCUGAAGGUUGUAGAAGAAUGCUUGCACCCUGAGCCCAACGCCCAGCAGGAAGUGGGAACCUGCUUUCUUCACUUUAAAGACAAGUUUCGUAUCUACGAUGAGUAUUGCAGCAACCAUGAAAAGGCACAAAAGCUGCUUCUUGAACUGAACAAAAUAAGAACAAUCCGUACGUUUCUUUUAAACUGCAUGCUGCUGGGAGGACGGAAGAACACAGACGUUCCCCUGGAAGGGUACUUAGUGACCCCAAUACAAAGAAUAUGCAAGUAUCCUCUCCUCUUGAAGGAAUUACUGAAGCGGACUCCACGGAAACAUGGUGACUACGCAGCAUUGAUGGAAGCCCUCCAAGCCAUGAAAGCUGUCUGUUCCAACAUAAACGAGGCCAAGAGACAGAUGGAGAAACUGGAAGCUUUAGAAGAGUGGCAGUCACACAUCGAAGGCUGGGAGGGAUCCAACAUUACCGACACCUGCACAGAGAUGCUGAUGUGGGGAGUCUUAAUGAAAAUUUCUUCUGGAAAUAUUCAAGAACGGGUGUUUUUUCUGUUUGAUAAUCUGUUGGUGUACUGUAAAAGAAAACACAGACGUCUGAAGAAUAGCAAGGCAUCCACAGAUGGACAUCGGUACAUUUUUCGAGGUCGGAUCAAUACUGAGGUGAUGGAAGUGGAAAAUGUGGAUGAUGGCACAGCGGAUUUUCACAGCAGUGGGCACAUUGUUAUGAAUGGGUGGAAGAUACAUAACACAGCAAAAAAUAAAUGGUUUGUGUGCAUGGCGAAAAGCGCUGAAGAAAAGCAUGAAUGGUUUGAAGCUAUUUUGAAAGAAAGAGAACGCCGGAAAGGCUUAAAAUUGGGCAUGGAGCAAGACACCUGGGUAAUGAUCUCUGAGCAGGGUGAGAAAUUGUAUAAAAUGAUGUGCCAACAGGGAAAUCUGAUCAAAGACAGAAAAAGAAAACUGACUACGUUCCCCAAGUGCUUCCUUGGGAGUGAAUUUGUGUCAUGGCUGCUGGAAAUUGGGGAGAUUCACAGGCCUGAAGAAGGUGUUCACCUGGGACAAGCAUUGUUAGAAAAUGGGAUCAUCCACCAUGUUACUGACAAGCAUCAGUUCAAGCCAGAGCAGACGCUGUAUAGAUUCCGCUAUGACGACGGCACAUUUUACCCCAGGAGUGAGAUGCAGGACAUGAUUUCAAAGGGCGUAAGGCUGUAUUGUCGACUUCACAGUUUGUUUACCCCAGUGGUCAGAGAUAAAGAUUACCAUUUAAGGACCUACAAAUCUGUGGUCAUGGCUAACAAACUGAUCGAUUGGUUAAUUGCACAGGGUGAUUGCCAUACCAGGGAAGAGGCAAUGAUAUUUGCUGUCGGACUCUGUGACAAUGGAUUUAUGCACCAUGUCCUUGAGAAAAGCGAAUUCAAAGAUGAGCCUCUACUUUUCCGCUUCUUUGCCGACGAGGAAAUGGAAGGAUCAAAUAUGAAACACAGGCUGAUGAAACAUGACUUGAAAGUUGUGGAGAACGUCAUAGCGAAGUCACUGUUGAUUAAAUCCAAUGAAGGCAGCUAUGGCUUUGGACUGGAAGACAAAAAUAAAGUUCCAAUCAUAAAGUCAGUGGAAAAGGGCUCUAAUGCUGAGAUGGCCGGCAUGGAAGUUGGGAAGAAGAUCUUUGCUAUUAAUGGUGACCUGGUUUUCCUGAGACCUUUCUCUGAAGUUGACUGCUUUCUGAAAUCAUGCUUAAACAGCAAAAAGCCUCUGCGAGUCCUCGUGAGCACAAAGCCAAGGGAGACAGUUAAAAUCCCAGAUUCUGCAGACGGGCUGGGUUUCCAGAUCAGAGGCUUUGGCCCUUCCGUGGUGCACGCGGUGGGAAGAGGUACUGUGGCUGCAGCGGCUGGCCUUCACCCAGGACAGUGUAUUAUCAAAGUUAACGGAAUCAAUGUCAGCAAAGAGACACAUGCCAGUGUCAUUGCACACGUCACAGCCUGCCGGAAGUUCAGGCGGCCAAUGAAGCAAGAUUCCAUACAGUGGGUUUAUGAUAGUCUUGAAAGUGCUCAUGAAGACCUGCACAAGUCCCACUUGAAACCCUCUGGAGACGAGGCAGGGGAAGCUUUGGACUGCAAAGUAGAAGAGGUCAUCGACAAGUUCAACACCAUGGCCAUUAUCGAUGGCAAGAAGGAGCACGUGAGCCUGACAGUGGACAAUGUCCACCUUGAGUAUGGGGUUGUCUAUGAAUAUGACAGCACAGCAGGCACCAAGUGCAAUGUCGUGGAGAAGAUGGUCGAGCCCAAAGGCUUCUUCAGCCUCACUGCCAAGAUUCUGGAAGCCCUAGCAAAAAGUGAUGAUCAUUUUCUGCACAACUGCACCAGUCUUAAUUCUUUGAAUGAUGUGAUACCCACUGACCUUCAGAAUAAAUUCAGCACCAUGUGCAAUGAAAGAGUUGAACACGUAUGCCACAGAAUAUCCAGUUAUAGGAAGUUCUCUCGGGUUCUGAAGAACAGAGCCUGGCCCACCUUUAAGCAGGCCAAAUCCAAGAUCUCCCCACUGCACAGUAGCGACUUCUGCCCGACCAACUGCCAUGUCAACGUGAUGGAAGUUUCUUAUCCUAAGACAUCAACUUCCCUGGGGAGUGCCUUCGGGGUUCAGCUGGAUAGUAGGAAGCAUAAUUCUCAUGAUAGAGACAAUAAAUCUUCAGAGCCUGGGAAACUGAGCCCCAUGGUCUACAUUCAACACACAAUCACAACCAUGGCAGCCCCUUCGGGCCUGUCUCUGGGACACAAAGAUGGCCAUGGACUGCGAUAUUUAUUGAAAGAAGAAGACUUAGAAACUCAAGACAUCUAUCAGAAACUGCUCGGCAAACUCCAGGCUGCACUGAAGGAGGUGGAGAUGAGCGUUUGUCAAAUAGACGACCUUCUGUCUUCAAUAACGUAUUCCCCUAAGUUGGAGCGUAAGACAACAGAGGGUGUGCUACCACCUGACAGCGACAAUGACAAGGGAGAGAGAAACAGCAAACGCGUCUGCUUCAACAUAGCAGGGGAUGAGCAAGAGGACUCAGGCCACGACACCGUCAGCAACAGAGACUCCUACAGUGACUGCAAUAGCAACAGGAACUCGAUUGCCUCUUUCACAAGUAUAUGCAGCAGCCAGUGCAGCUCCUACUUCCACAGUGAUGAGAUGGACUCAGGUGAUGAACUUCCUAUCAGCAUCCGGAUAUCUCAUGAUAAACAGGACAAGAUCCACACUUGCCUGGAGCAGCUUUUCAGCCAGAUGGACUCCAUAACCAACCUCUUGAAGGGGCAAGCUGUUGUGAGGGCCUUUGAGCAAACCAAGCAUCUCACACCAGGUCGAGGAUUACAAGAAUUCCAGCAGGAAAUGGAGGCAAAGCUGAGUUGCCCGAAAAGACUAAGACUUCACCUCAAACAGGACCCCUGGAAUCUGCCCAACAGUGUCCGGGUGCUUGCACAGAACAUCAGGAAGUUUGUUGAAGAGGUGAAGUGUCGGAUACUGCUGGCUCUCCUUGAAUACUCAGAUAGUGAAACCCAGCUCCGGAGAGACAUGGUUUUCUGCCAAAGUCUUGUGGCCACUGUGUGCGCCUUCUCUGAGCAGCUCUUGGCCGCCUUAAACCAGAUGUUUGACAACAGCAAGGAAAAUGAAAUGGAGACUUGGGAAUCCAGCAGAAGGUGGCUGGACCAGAUUGCGAAUGCAGGUGUCCUUUUCCACUUCCAGUCACUUCUGUCACCAAAUUUGAAAGAUGAGCAAGCCAUGCUAGAGGAUACACUGGUAGCGCUAUUUGAUUUGGAAAAAGUUUCCUUUUUCUUCAAACCAUCAGAAGAGGAGCCCCUGGUUGCAAACGUCCCUCUUACGUACCAAGUGGAAGGAAGCCGCCAGGCCCUGAAGGUUUACUUCUACAUUGAUAGCUACCAUUUUGAGCAACUGCCUCAACGGUUGAAGAAUGGAGGAGGAUUUAAAAUUCACCCUGUUCUCUUUUCACAAGCCUUGGAGAGCAUGGAAGGAUAUUGCUAUAGAGACAAUGUUUCCGUGGAACAGUUUCAAGCCCAGAUAAACGCUGCCUCCCUGGAAAAGGUCAGACAGUACAAUCAGAAGCUCAGGGCAUUCUACUUGGACAAGUCCAAUUCACCGCCAAACGCCACAUCCAAAGCUGCCUAUGUCGAUAAGCUCAUGAGGCCCCUGAAUGCGUUAGACGAGCUCUACCGGCUGCUCACCUCGUUUAUCAGAUCCAAACGCAUCGCUGCCUGUGUGAACACACCUUGCGGGGCCUCCGGAGUCGGUCUGCUGUCGGUGUCCUCGGAGCUGUGCGACAGGCUCGGAGCCUGUCACAUCAUCAUGUGCAGCAGUGGUGUGCACAGGUGCACGCUGAGUGUGACGCUGGAGCAGGCCAUCACUCUAGCCAGAAGCCACGGGCUGCCUCCACGAUAUAUUAUGCAGGCUACUGAUGUGAUGAGAAAACAGGGUGCAAGAGUUCAGAACACAGCAAAGAACUUGGGGGUUAGAGACCGGACUCCACAAUCAGCUCCAAGGCUGUAUAAGUUGUGUGAGCCACCACCCCCAGCUGGAGAAGAAUAAGCCUUCCCAAGAGCCAAGCAGGUAGAAGCUUCCAGAUGCUGACCAAGUCAGUGUUCUCCACUGAAGAGAAAGAAAUGCAUAUUUAAGAUAUAACCCCUCCCCCCAUCCUGGUGUAAAUAACUGAUAUUUGGUUCCCUUUGGAUAUUUAUGUUGGAACUAGCAGUUCAUUCAGACAACCCAGCCUCACACUCUAUAUACUGACGUUACAGAUUCGUAUGAGGGCAAAACUCACUGCUGGAACUUAGAGAAAAAAUAUACAGUGAUAAAAGAUUAACUGUUUUGGUCCCUUUCUCAUUCAUUAAUUAUAUUGUAUUUGUUUUUAACUUCCACACUGGACACAUGUGAUACUUAACAGUUCUUCCUGAAGAAGUCUGUCACUAAAAAUGAUGGGCACACUCGGGAAGCCAGCAUACAGGAAUGUUAUGGACAGUGUCAAUCGGGAGACACAGGUUUUCGUCUCCUGCCUGUACCACACAGAAGUGAAUUUGUGGGAGGUAGGAAAUUACACACCUCCGCUUCUUCUAUGGCAUCUUGGUAGUGAAGAAAAAAAUGAAGAUUUCUUGACUUCUUCCCUGUUGUCAAGACUGCUCUCUGUGUAAACAUUCCAACAGGCAGGUGCUUCUGUAGAUCUCUGCAGUGAGCCCUGAAUACUGGCUGACUCCAUUGAUGGCUGUGGGCAGGGAGUUGCCAGGAUUGGGGAAGGGAGAGGAGUGAGUGAGGAGGAAAAAAAAAAUCUAUUUGGAAACUCAACCUUGAACUAAGACAAGUUUAAUUUUUGAAGUCUUCCUGUGAGAUAUCAGACACUUAAAAAUAUACCAUCAGGAGUAUUUUUCUAUAAAGUUGUAUGAAUAAAAUGUGAAAAUAAAUUUAUAUGUUGUACUUUGAAGGGCCUUUGGCAAAGAACCUUGAUAAUUUAUGCAACUUAGGUAUAAACUGUAUUCAUUCUAAAGUAUAUGCAAUAAACAUUCUGUGUCGCUAUACUAAUAUUGUUUUUAUUACCAUGAGUAGAUUAAUAUUGGUUUUAAAUAUAUAAUUUUAAAGAUAAUUAAAAUAUCCUCACUGUAAUUAUGAUAGAGUUGUGUUUUGCUUAAUGAUAGAGAUAAAUUGUGCCCUUUGGUGAUACUCUCGCUGUGCAAAUGUCAUGGGAUACACUACACAAUCUGAGAAGACAGAUGGUCUAUGGAACCAUCUCCUAUGGGCUGUCUGUCACUGACCCAAGGCCACAUGCAGCACAGAAAUGUGAAUGGAUACAGGCUAAACAUAUGAAAUCCUUACCUUAACGUUAUUCAGUUUUACUUUAUAAACAUUGUAAUGACGUUCAUUAAAAGCUGUCUUUACUGCCAGUGGAAUAUUUAAUUAAAAUAUAUUCCAAAGGCAUGGAAUAUAUGUGUUCUACUAGUUAAGGUGAAAAUGAAUGAACAGAGCACCUGAUUUUUUUUAAAUAAAUUCGUGUGUGACUAACAAUAGGAAAACCGACAUCAGUUGCUAAAGAAAGGCCAUAGUAUUUUGAAUUUAAUAAAGAUAGGACCUACAUUUGCAUAUUUAUAUGACAUACAUGCAUAACUUUCAGGAAAUAAACAUUCUUGCCACUAUCAGCACACAAGACCGGUGCUCUGAUAAUUCAAACUGUUAUCUGCUGAAGGUCUGAAGAGUGAGAACUGGUUGACUCACAGACCCUUUUCAUCACUUUAAUGUUCUUUAUUCAUCAUCCCAGAAGGAAGCCUUCACAGGGCUAGGAAGUGUGGUUAUAACUCAUGGAGUAUAUAAUUGGCCUUGGGACAUUUAUAAGUUCAAUGCCAUAAUAUAUGGUAUUCUUCUUUUGACAUUGGAUUAUCAGAAGGCCUUGGGAUUAGGACGCACUUGCUUUAAUGAUGCACUCUCCUCUGUGACCAGUGUUUAUUGACAAGCUACUAAAAAGGUCUGCCUACUGUUCAGUAUGUGGACAUGGGCCACUGUGUGCCCACCAAGAGGUUUCAUAUCUCACCAUGGGAACUGAAUCGUGUACUCUCUUAUAGGUUUCCAUCAUUGGUUUCUAGCAUUACAAAGUUGAAUUCUGUAAUAAUAUAAAUAUUUGAGAACUAAAAUUAUAAUCUAUUUCUUACUCUGAGAGAAAGACUGACAGAGGAUGAGAAUUUCUGUUCCAGAUUUACUUGACAGGUUGGUAAUACUGAGUUUCUGGUAGAUGUGCUCUCCUAUAAACCAGCAUCUGAUCUGAAGACUCAAACUGCUUUGUUUCCAUUUAACACACGUUUUUCUAGUGUCUUCAAUCCCCUGUGUAUCCAGUGGCCACUCUUCUUGCAGCAAGAGGUUCAAUUGAAAAAGAAGGGGUUGUGGCUAUGAAUGUGGUUGACCAUUUUCCUCGCACACGGGAAGCCACAUGUUAGUUAUGUUGGCUCUCCUUUAAGGCAGAGGUGGUUCACUCCUGAAAUACUGGUACUCAGAGGAGACUGAUGCAGUAUGAUUGCCAGAUGUUUGAAGCCAGCCUGAGCUACAGAGUGAUGCGAGGCCAGUCUUAAUGGCAGUGUGAGAUACUGCCUACGAAGGACAAAGAUACCACAUAAGAACAAACUGUUUCUGACUGUAUUGAUCGUAAGCUUGAGCAGUUCAAUUCAGAAUGAUGUGAAGUUGACCCUAUGCUACCUUUAACAGUGAAGAAAAUCAAUGAGAAACACAUCCCAGAGUAGGUAUUACCUAACCUUAAGCAAACAAAAUCCUAGAGAGGAGGUAUUAGCUAACUUAAGCUAAUGCCCUGUCAUGGGCACAUAGAUUUUAUGGGUAAUGCAUGUAUUUACUGUUUUGGAAGCUUUAGGUUGAUAGUAAAUUAUUCCAUGUAAUUGAAAGCAAACACAUUUCUCUCUCCAACAGUCACGUCUUCUCACACGAGUCCACACAGCUGUAGUCCUGUGGGAAACAAUUCCACAUGGCUUAGCUGGUGUUGUCUUACUGUCUAUUUAUAAAAUCAUAAUAUUGAAAUUUCAAAGGAAUAACCUUGCUUUAAGUCAUUUGUCCUUUAAAAACUCUUUAACUAGUUCUAGACUCUUCACACUAGUGGUAUUCAAAGCAAACUACUAAAGUUUAGCAUUUGACCCAAUUGCUUCUGAAUUAUGGGAAACUUUAGUUUUUAAAGUUUUGUUUUUAUGUGAAUUUUCCUGCAAGUCUAUAGUUGUUCCUUAGCCAGCUAUGAUCUCAUUGCCACGCAUAUGCAUUAGUAUGGAUAUAUAUACAUUUAUUAACCAGUGUUCAGAAAUAACCUUGUCCUCUGUGUGAGGGCAGAAGAUUCUGAAAUGGUUUAUCGGUUAAAUAAAGUAUACUCUACUUUCCUGUAGAAAAUCUGUACUCUGGAGAAGGGGACAUAUAAGAGGCGUCUUUACCAAAAAUGGUCCCAGCACAGUAAUUUUACAAAUGGCCACCAUAUUCCUUGGUGUUGCAAUUCUAUGCUGGUCAUAGGGACCAAUGUUUGCUUUCAGAAUCCUUGGCUACUUUAAUGAUUUGCCAUUGUCAACAUUAUUAAUACUGAUGUUGCCAAGCACUACCUGGCAUGCAAGGAGGUCUACUGAAGGAGAGCCAGUCUGUACAUCCUUUGAUCGUGACCUAGUGAGAAGACUGCUUCACUUGGGACAGUUUCUUUUCUCACAGGGAUAGAUUCCUGAAGUAUACUAAGUCUGCCAUGUGAUAUACAGAUACAUGUAUGCAUGGGUCCUUAUACAUCAUAUAUCAACUACUUUUUAUUUUGUGAUAAUUAACUAUAAAAGUUAGAUUUGGGAGUUUUAUUUAUAUAAAAAUAUGAGACAGAGUUUAUUGGUGGCUAGAAUGAUGUCUUCUAUAGACACAAGCGCUGUCUGGGUUUUAGUUGUGCCUGGUGGGUGUCUUGUAAGCUGUGUUAUUUUGCUAUUUAUGUGAGCCACCUUUUCUUCCAUUUUGUUUUUUUCUUUUUUUGGUUAUCACUGUGAAAAAUUGUCAGAGAUGAUUAACUUACAAAGAGGAAUGGUUUAUUUUACUCCAAGGUUGGAGGAUCUAGGCCAUAAUCAGCUGAAGUCUGUGCAGUGAGUAGCACUUUGGUGAGUAGCAGCUCAUGGCAGGAGAGGAUCGCAGAACGAAACUCCUUUGAUUCUUAGCAAAAUCACAGAGAUGAGGAAGAGAUUGGAGCCCCACCGCCUUUCAAAGGCAGGUCUCCACAGACACAGGAACCUCACCAGGCUGGGAAUUAAGUCCGUAACACAGAUAGCUCUGGGAGACAUACCAGGGUCCAAGCUGAAUCACUGUCCAGUCAACCUUAAAUCUACUUACCUGGUUUACCAUUAAAAAAAUAGUCUAAUGGACAUAAAUGAUAUUUAUUAAAAGUACUGGGAACACCAGAAAGAACAAGGAUUGGGGAGUUCAUUUUAGGCACACACAGUAAUUACUGCCAUCCACUCAUUGUCAUUCAACAGAUGUUCUAAAAAUUCACUUAAUAAGACCCAAUCAGUUGCAUUGGAUAUAAAUAGGAUAUAUAAUAUUUUUAAUCAGUGUAUUGGAUAUAUUUAAUUAAAAAAUCUUCACAGGGUCCUUAUAUCUCUCUAUAUACAAUAGUCACUUGUAUCUUUUACUUAAAAUUCUAUUAUUCAUAAGGUAAAUCUAUUAUAAUGCCAUGUGUGUAUUGUAUAUUAUACAAGAAUACUAAGUUGUUGAAAUAUUUAGAAAGCAUACAUUAAAUACCUAAUGCCUGAAGCAAAUUUUUUAGUUUCAGAGGAAUAUAUAUUUUUGUAACUGCAAGUAUAUGAGUAGACCAUAGGUUUUGCUUAAAAAUAUUUUUGUAAGCUUUCAUUUGCACAAUAUUCAUUUUUAAUAGUAAAACAUCAAACUGGUUCUCUAAAAGUAACUGUUUUGACUAUGUCUAUAUUUAAUAUUAUGUAACAUUCAAAAUUCAAUGAUGUUUCAUCUAAAUGUAUUAUUAGCCAUUUUUUCCUUUGUAAAAGACCCAUGUAACAUAGUUUUGAUCAUUACAUAUUUUGUGUAUGGUUAAAUUUGUUAAAAGCUCAUUUUGUAUUUUAUAUCAGUUAUUUUGUUCACAUAAAAGAUUGGAAUAGUAAUGUUAUAUGAUAAAUGUCAAUAAUAAUAAAGCAAACUCUAGUAUGAGCUUAAA